Molecule: messenger RNA, 3376 nt
Organism: Prosopis cineraria
Lineage: Eukaryota; Viridiplantae; Streptophyta; Magnoliopsida; Fabales; Fabaceae
Product: G-type lectin S-receptor-like serine/threonine-protein kinase At4g03230
Biological process (GO): recognition of pollen; protein phosphorylation
Molecular function (GO): ATP binding; protein kinase activity
Source: RefSeq, a predicted model, not a curated record
GCAGCUACAAUCCAAACAGGAUUGAAAUUAGUUUGCUUUCACUUGCAAUUAAUAAACACACAUACAAACACACAGAUACUCGUUUACCUUUCAAGGUUCAUAGAGCUACAACCACUGUUUCCAUCGGAUUCAAUCAUACCAAAAGGAAGAAAAGGAUCAUGAUAACGAGAUUCAUCAUCAAGUAAUAUGAGAGCUGUCAUUGUCGUUCUGUUCUCUUUCACUGGCUGGUUGCUGUGUUUUUCUCAGCUACAUCUGGCUCAAGAUACUUUAGAGCCUGGCGAAGAGAUUACUGGUGAUGCCACCCUUGUUUCAAAGGAAGGCAAAUUUAUACUGGGUUUCUUCUCCCCACGACAAGAUUCAACAAAGUACUUAGGAAUAUGGUACAACGAGUCACAAGUACAGCCACGAACGGUGGUAUGGGUUGCGAACAGGGCCCCUGUUCCAGACUCCAUGGCAUCUUUUCAAAUCGCAGACGAUGGAAACCUCCGAGUAUCAGACUCCAAUGGAAAAGGCUACUGGUCUUCCGGGCUCGAGGGAUCUUCAUCCUUAAACCGUACAGUGAAGCUUAUGGACUCAGGAAACCUGGUACUCAUAGAUGACGAGGUCAGAACAAAUAAUCGCUGGCAGAGCUUUGAACAUCCAACGGACACAUUUCUGCCUUCCAUGAAAAUGGAUAAAAACAUGAACUUGACAUCUUGGAGAAGCUCUGAUGACCCAUCCCCGGGGAACUACACCUUUCAGCUUGCUCAAACAGGGAGCAACAGCUUUACAAUUUGGAAAAAUCAGCGCCAACUUUUCUGGAAACCUUCAGAGCCAAUCCCCCUGUCAUUAUUGAGAUUGUUGACAAACUCCUCUCAGCAACAGCCGUUGACUGAUCAUCCAAGGCUAGUCAUGAACUAUACAGGGAAGAUCGAAUUGCAGAGGUACAACGAUGAUAAUCUCGAAAGUGGAUGGUCAGCGGCGUUUAGCGAACCUACAGAGUGCAAAAUAUACAAUGCGUGUGGGAGUUUUAGCAUCUGCAAUGAUCAGAAUCGCCCUGUCUGUAAGUGUUUGCCCGGAUUCGAUCCUUUGCCAACUAAAAAUUCCUCCGGAGAACAGGAUAAUGGGUGUGUCAGAAAAUCUACAUCGUGUGGAGGAAAAGACAUUACAUUUUUAAACUUGACGAUGGUUGAAGUGGGAAGCUCGGGUAAACCAGUUGCAGCAGGAAAUGAAGCAGAGUGCCAAUCUGUGUGUCUCAACGACUGCUCUCGAUGCCAGGCUUAUUCGUAUAAUACUAGAUUAUCGGUUCGGAAUCCUGUUUGCUUGAUCUGGACUCAGGAUUUACCUACUCUUACAGAAGAUUCCCCUAAAUAUGGCAUUUCUCUUUCCGUCCGCCUACAGGUUUCAGACAUGGCAUCAAUUGCCAAAACCUGUGAACCUUGCGGCACAACAAUAAUUCCAUAUCCACUAAGCACUGGGCAAGAUUGUGGGGAUCCCUUGUACUUCAAGCUCAAAUGCGACAACACAACAAAAACAGGCGAGGUUAGCUUCAAUAUGUCUGAACUUGGGCUUCUUCGGGUGUCUAAAAUAGACUCAGAUAAUCGGAAGUUGCGAAUCCAAACUAAUGAGUUCAACUUCUGUGAUGGCAAAGAUCAAAGACAAAAGGUUAAGGUUGACUUACCCUUUAACGUAACCGACUGGUGCUUUGGUAUAAAGGAAAUAGAGGUUAGUUGGUUACCACCAUCAGAACCUCUCUGCCAUAGCAUGACAGACUGCAACGACUGGCCGCAUUCGACCUGCAACAAUGAUUCGAAAGAUGGAAAACCAAGGUGCCUUUGUAAUACGAACUAUUACUGGAACAAUUCAACUUUAAAUUGCACCCCAGGUGUCCUUUCCACCUUACACGAGCCAUCUGGAAGAAGAAAAUCACUCACAGUAAUUAUUGUGGCAACUCUCUUAAGCGUGGCUUUCAUAACUUGCAUGGUUGUUUUUGCUUAUCUAUGGAAAAAGAGAAUAGCACGAAAGAAAGAAAGGGGAAGAGUUCAGAGAAAUCGAGGGCGGAUGUAUGACAGUGGGAGACAAGUGAAAGAUUUGAUAUACUUGGAAGAGCUAGAAGAAAAAGACAACGAAGGCAUAGAGGUACCGCAGUAUGAUUUUGAAACCAUACUGGCUGCUACAGAUAACUUUUCAGAUGCCAACAAGCUAGGACGAGGAGGUUACGGACCUGUUUACAAGGGUAUAUUAUCCGGCGAACAGCAUAUAGCAGUAAAGAGGCUUUCAAAUGUUUCAUCGCAAGGUUUGAAGGAAUUCAAGAAUGAAGUUGUUUUGAUAUCGAAGCUACAGCAUCGAAACCUUGUCAGACUUCGGGGCUACUGCAUGACGGGAGAGGAAAAAAUCUUACUUUACGAAUACAUGCCAAAUAAGAGUUUAGACGCAUUCUUGUUCGAUCGUACGCGAAAUCUGAUAUUAGAUUGGCAGUUGCGGUUUAACAUAAUUCUAGGAGUUGCUCGAGGAAUGUUAUAUCUUCAUCAAGAUUCUAGAUUGAGAGUUAUUCAUAGAGAUUUAAAAACCAGCAACAUUCUUCUAGACGAGGAGAUGCAACCAAAAAUUUCAGACUUUGGUUUGGCUAGAAUAUUUGGAAACAAAGAAAUUGAGGCUAACACUGAGAGAAUAGUUGGAACUUAUGGAUAUAUGGCUCCAGAAUAUGCAUUGGAUGGAUUAUUCUCAAUCAAAUCAGAUGUUUUUAGUUUUGGUGUAGUAAUUCUUGAAAUAAUCAGUGGAAAGAAAAAUACAGGAUUCUUUCAAUCCAAACAAGCUUCCAGCCUUUUAGGUUAUGCGUGGAGACUAUGGACAGAGAACAAGUUGAUGGAUUUAAUGGACCGGUCUUUGAAUGAAAGUUGCAAUGCACACCAAUUCGUAAAGUGUGCACAAAUGAGCCUAUUGUGCGUGCAAGAUGAACCAAGAGACAGGCCCACCAUGUCACAGGCAGUGAUAAUGCUUGAAAGCGAGAUUACAAGCCUGCCAACUCCAAAGCAACCAUCUUUCUUUAUCACAAGAGGCUUUUCUGGCUCAGCUUCUUCUUCCAGCAAACCUGAAGGAAUUCUUUCAACCGAGAGCACCUACCAAGAAGGUCGUUAGUGCCUCCUAUGAAUAUACACAACUGUGAAGGCUUGUCCAAGCUCCUCCACCUCCUCUUCACUUCACUUCUCAUCCCAUUCGUUAGGUUAAAUCUGGACCCUUUGAAUUUAUUAUUUUGUAAGGUUGUUGGUAAAAUAUGGAAACAAAUUUUGAUGUCAACAGAUUAGGACUAUAGUAAAAGAAAGAAAGAAUAUCUAUUUUAUAAAAUAUUUGAGUGGUUGAAAUUUAUUCUAAUAAGUGAGGCUUAAAGUCCAUAUAA